Messenger RNA from Corvus hawaiiensis (hawaiian crow), 879 nucleotides. RefSeq names its product zinc ribbon domain containing 2 (gene ZNRD2). The record is from RefSeq and is a predicted model, not a curated record. NCBI's taxonomy places the organism in Eukaryota, Metazoa, Chordata, Aves, Passeriformes, Corvidae.
UUUUCACCGAAUUUCCGUGCCCGGCUCCUCCUGGGGCGGGGUCUGCGGUGGGCGUGGCCAACCCUGGCCAAUCAGAGCGCAGCGCCGGUGACGUGUUUAAAAACCCGCGCGGAAUAUGCAAAUCUCUGCAGGGGGCGGGGCGCAUGCAAAGUGGGGUCUCAAGCGGCCAAUUAAAUUGCCGGAUGGAUGGCGGGGUUAUGCAAAUUUACCCCGCAAGGUGGGGACUCGACCCCACUUUCCUCACGGACCGUGGGAACCUUUUUGGCGCCCGGAACUUAUUUCCCGAGCUCGCGUCACUGUUUCUGCCCGGAGUUAUUGGGGUUGUGACAUCACUUCCGCCGCGACGCCGUCUCCGGAGCGACCAUGGCGCUGAACGGGGGCGCGGACGAGGCGGAGGCGCGGCGGGAGCGGCAGGACCGGGCGAGCCGGGCCAUGGGGGGGCUGCUGCUGCGGGGCUACCGAAUGCUGGGGAGCGCCUGCCCCCGCUGCGGGACGAUUCUGCUGCAGGACAAGGAGCAGCGGCUGCUCUGUGUGACCUGCCAGGACCCGGAGGGGCCCGGGGGGGGGCACGCCGCGGGCCCCUCCCCCCGCCCCCCGGCCCGAGCACUGCGAGGGGGCGGCCGCGGCUUUUCGGGGCGCUGCCCCCGGACCCCCCGGACCCCCCGGACCCCCCGAAUCCCCCGGGGGGGGCGCGGUGGGGGCGGCGCGGCGGCGCUGCUGCAGAAGCUGCUCUGGGCCGCGCAGGAGCUGCCCCGGACGGCGUCGCUCGAGGCCAGCGCGCAGCUCUGCGGGCUCGUGCGGGCCUGCGCCGACGCCCUGGGGGGGCUGCAGGCCCUGGACCCCCCCCCCGGCACGGCCCAGCCCCCCCCGAAACCCUGA